CCGGUCGCAUCAGGGAGCGGGACCAGAGCAGAGCAGCCACUGACAGCAGCAGACAUGGCGACGAGUGAUGGAGGCGAUUAUUUUAAAAGAACCAGCCUGUUCUGGAUCGUCUCGGUGACACUCGGGAUGUCCUAUUUCACCUGCACCGUGUUUGCACCAGAACAAAUCCCAUUUGAGAGCCUUGGUGUCUUCGGCAGCUUCUGCAAACACCUUGUGGAUAAUUAUGCAAACAUCAUGUACAAAGGGUGGUGGGCAGCCUGGGUUAUCCAUGCCUUCGAGGCCUUUACUGCUCUCAGGAUGUGCACCAACAAAGGGAUCCACGACUCAGCCACUCGCUGCCUGUGGUUCAUUCAGACCUUCCUGUUUGGCUUCGCCUCCCUCGGCCUGCUCCUCAAGUACGACCCCGAGCGUCCCAAACAGAACUGACCGCAGCAGCAGCAGCAGGAGCCGACAGGAUAUCACGGCAUAUGCUGAAUUUAACAAGCCGGUUACUUCCUUGUGCCUCUUCUCCUUCCUCUUUGUCCUUUCUCUGCGAAAUGAAAUCUUGCAGAGCGGGACAACAAUCGGAGGAAGACCCCUGAGCCUUUUUUAGUGUUAACACUAGUUUUGAAGUGGAGAUGUAACUUUGAUGAAUAUGCUGCGAAUAGUUCUCACUUUCUUGUGAUAGCAUCAUGGACGGACCUUUCAUUCCAUAGAUUUUCUCACCAUCGUACCAUACAAAUAAUAUUUUUAAGAGUUUUUACUGAUCACGUUAUUACCAGAGCCUAUUUAAUCAUCAGAGAUUUUCUUGAUGAGUCUUCCUUAGAUGGAUAUUUCAGAGAUUUUAUAUUUAGUGCAAUACAAGAGGAAUCUUUAAAUACAUUUUCUUUGUACACUCAUGUUGUUUACAGCCUGGAUGGAUGGUGGCAUUAGGGCUAUUUUCUCAGCUGCUGUUAUGAACAUCAUGUCGGACAGGUUGGCUGCAGAUGGUUAGUGCCACCAGCCUCUGAACAGAAACAAGAGCUGCUGCAUGUAAAU
Molecule: messenger RNA, 1017 nt
Organism: Limanda limanda (common dab)
Lineage: Eukaryota; Metazoa; Chordata; Actinopteri; Pleuronectiformes; Pleuronectidae
Gene: tmem254
Product: transmembrane protein 254
Exons: 4
Coding region: 55-426 (123 amino acids)
Source: RefSeq, a predicted model, not a curated record